Messenger RNA from Ogataea haglerorum, 1806 nucleotides. RefSeq lists its product as uncharacterized. NCBI's taxonomy places the organism in Eukaryota, Fungi, Ascomycota, Pichiomycetes, Pichiales, Pichiaceae. Bases 1 to 1806 code for a protein of 601 amino acids. The record is from RefSeq and is a predicted model, not a curated record. Gene Ontology annotation, molecular function: phosphatidate phosphatase activity. The transcript has a single exon. Gene Ontology annotation, cellular component: actin cortical patch.
AUGGAAAAUCCACGCAAGCCGCUCGCUGCGGGCCCCCGUGAAGACGAACGGGCCAGCACAGUCCUCAACAUGGGCAAGAGACGAAUAAUGAAUGCGUUCAGAAGCACCAAGGAGUCUCCGUAUUUCAAGAGCAUCACUACCGCAAUCCAGCAGAAUUUUAUCCACGACGAGGAAGAGGCCGCCAACUUGGCCGCACAAGUGCCUGACGACGCCCAGAUAUUGCUUUAUAGAACGUAUACCCGCUACAUGAACGGCGAGUACGUCACCGACGUUGCAGGGUCCAUUUUCUGUCCCGGAGUGAUGAAUAGGAAAAACAAGCUUAUGAUGUCGCUGGUGCACCGUUUGUCCAAAUCCAACGUCUCGUCCUCGACAGUCAACCAGAUAGAAACGGAAUUGGAGGACUCCCUGACACAUCCCGACACUAAAGGCCCUGACUCCGACACUGCCUCGACGGUGUCGUCUGGGUCGCAGUCUACAGACUCUUCCCCCUCCCACGACACGAUCCGCGAGCGCAUGCAUGGCAUCAUGGCUAGAACGAUCCCUAAAACACCACUGAACAUUACGCUAUACUCGGAUGACCAAACAGACUCGCUGUUGGGUGCCAAUCUGUACACUGACAGCGUUGGUGCGUUCAAUAUUUCGGUGGCAUCUUCGUACAAGCCAUCUUUCAUUUCUGUGUCGUCUGUGGACAACCCAAACAUUAGACAGACUCAAGAGGCGAAUGUGAUCGGAUCAAAGGGAGUGAGCGUCAUUACAGACAUAGACGACACUGUCAGAAUCACAGGCGUGCUGGGCGAUAAACGAGAAUUGUUCAGAAACGUGUUUGCCAAGGAUUUCAGUGAAUGUGAGAUCCCGCGCGUGGCUGGCUGGCUGCAACAGCUAAAGUUCAAAUACCACUGCCCCAUCCAUUACGUGUCGAACUCCCCGUGGCAGAUAUACAACGUCGUGUCUGGGUUCAUGGAUUACAUCGGCUUGCCCGUCGACAGCAUUAGUUUACGCCAGUAUUCGGGCAAUUUGAUAGCAUCUUUCACAAUGCCAUCCGCAGAACGGAAGAAAGACUCGCUCAUCAAACUAUUCACUGACUUCCCUAAUAGAAAAUUUAUUUUGAUCGGGGACGCCGGAGAGCAGGACGUGGAGGCCUAUGCGCAACUGGUGAGCCUUUUUCCAAACCAGGUUCUUGCCGUUUACAUUCGUGCUUUGAACGGUGCGUUUUCUUCGAACGGCGAUGACCUCAAAGUGUUCAAGGAACUGCAAAGCAUACUUGCUCUUCGAAAUUCCAACACAGAUGCUAAAAAGAAGAAGUUUUCGCCCAUCCCGCCUCCUAAGCCCAAGGUUUUGCAAGGAGAACCGCUAAAAUCUACUGAAUCCUCGAAAGAUCAGAGAUCCUACAGAGAUACUCUGCGAUCUCCAAAACUCCAUCGAGAGUUCAUCAAGACUCAAAUCUCCAACACCCUCUCGCAUUCCGCCGACUACAUACCUCUGGAUGCACCACCCCUCCCCAAGCGGAGCUACAUGAGAAGCGACACGAGCCUCGCAAACAACAAGUCGCCGUCGCCGCCCCCUAUUCCGCGUCGCCCGACGGACUCUAUGCGAUACGCACCGCACUCGCCGACUAAAAACUUCUCGUUCUCGCAGCAGGCAGAAAGCCCCUCGGACGAGUACGCUUUUGAUCGGAAAAAGGAACUGUGGAAAGAGCGCGUGUACCACGUUGUCAGCGAGUAUCCGCCAGAGGUCGACUUCCGGUUCUGGUGGGACGCCGCGGACGUGAUGGAAGCUUCGUUUAGCGCCAUCAAGACAGCCAAAUAG